Molecule: messenger RNA, 2382 nt
Organism: Priapulus caudatus
Lineage: Eukaryota; Metazoa; Priapulida; Priapulimorpha; Priapulimorphida; Priapulidae
Product: FYVE, RhoGEF and PH domain-containing protein 1-like
Exons: 9
Biological process (GO): cytoskeleton organization; filopodium assembly
Cellular component (GO): cytoplasm
Molecular function (GO): metal ion binding
Source: RefSeq, a predicted model, not a curated record
AAUAUCUGAAGCGUCUGCCGCAGGAUUCCCCAGACCGCACGGAUGCUGAGAAGGCGCUCAGUCUUGUUUCUAACGCAGCCAACCACAUCAACCUAGCAAUGAGGAAGAUCAAGCUGCCGGACUGUGGUAACCUGUGCGUGCUGCAUCACAUGCUGCAGCCAUUUAAUGACCUUGUGCUGCUGUGUAGUGAGCUGCUCAUCUCGACGCGGGGUUCGCGCUAUAAGGUGCGAGCGCGGAUGGACAUGGAUGGACUCGAGGUCGCCGACGGAGACAACCUUGAGAUGACGAACACGUUCUACAUCCGCACGCGCGUCAAGUCCAUCGAGCUGUACACGCAGAAUGCGCAGGAGAAGGAGGAAUGGAUGCAGGGCUUCUACUCAGUUAUCCAGGAAGAUCACAACAAGAGAUUGUCGAUGGGCAUCAAUGAGGAGCUGCUCAGGAUAGAGGACGAUGAGCUGGGACGGAGGGCUCCCAUCCCCAUCAAGGACGACAGCGUGUCGUCGUGCAUGAGCUGCAAGGCCAGCUUCAACCCGAUCCGCCGCCGCAAGAAGUGCAAGGCCUGCGGGGCCGUGAUGUGCAGUAAGUGCGUGCCGCACAAGCUGCCGCUGCCGUACGACAACUACCGGCCGAACAAGGUGUGCCACAAGUGCUACCAGACGAUCCAGACCGUCAACGAGGAGAAGGAAGCCGUGCUGCGGGAGAGACGGGAGAAGCCGCGAGACCCGCCGCCGCAACGGAAGGACCUCAUACACGUGAGCGCGCGUGACGACGACGCCCUGGUGGCAGAUUUCAUGAACCUUCGGACGCGGGCGCGCGGCAAGCAGUGGACGCGGCGCUGGUUCUCACUUCACAACGAUCUUGCUCUAUACUCGUUCAAAUCUCAGGAUGCUAAGAGUGCUUUGACAUCGAUGCCUCUGCACGGCUACCAGGUGGCGCUACCCGACAAGAAUGAUGCGGUCGAAAAGGAGAACGUCUUUAAGUUGUUCCUAAAGAAGAAGGUUUACUAUUUCCAGGCCGAGUCCAAGGAUAGGAUGAAUGUGUGGAUUUCCAUUCUCCAGAAAGUUUGCAGUGCUGAGCAGUGAACAAGACUGUCUAUGAUCAGCUCCCUCUAGUGAAGUGUGCCAGGAGUGCCAAUGGACAGCGCCCUCUGCUGAGCUGUGGUCAGCACUGUCUAUGGACAGCGCCCUCUGCUGAGCUGUGGUCAGCACUGUCUAUGGACAGCGCCCUCUGCUGAGCUGCGAACAGGGAUGUGUAGACAGCGCCCUCUGCCGAGCAGCGAACAUGAGUGUCAGUGGAUAUUGUCCGCGUGGCGUGCGGUAAACAAGAUCGAUUGUCUGGUCAGUGUCCUCUACCCUCUGACAAGUAAGCUGGCAGCUGUGUGUGGCCUACAACAGCAAAUCUUUAGCUACAGCAAUCGCUCACAAAUCCUGAUGAGUAAGGUUCUACUGUUUAGCACUAUGAAUGCAGAUAUCUCAUCUAUGCUCCGAGAUAUACCAUAUGCUACAGUUAAAACUUGAUUUACCAAAGAAAAUUCGUGCACACAAUGCACGCCAGCAUACCAAUGAUAGCCUAGCAAUAGCUGGCCUUUUAACAAUUUUUUUCCCGAAUUGCUGUUGAUUGCAAGCAUAUCUAUAUACGUGCCUGUGUGCACUCUCAUUGUAUAAAUUAAAUAUUAAUUAAAAUUAAAACCAAAUCUUGAUCUAUCACUAGGCACUUUAGCGCUGUGGUACACAUUUCCCACCGAUAAACGUAGAACUAGAACAAAUGUCGUAAAAAUGACGUUUUGUGUAACGUUACCUGUACAGUAGAUCAGCAUUUUAGAUAAAGCAAUAUCACACACGUGUGAUAACUGACAAGUAUUAUUGGUCUUGCUUAUAUCUAGCGUAGCAUAGAAACAGUAUGACAACGAGUAUUGUUAAACUGUUAACAGCAAAUGUCAAAUCUUACAUAAAGAGCAAAUUUCGACAGAGUUACCAGAGGCACGCACUUAUAUAUCUUCUCUUGUUUGCCGUGCCUUUAAAAAGGGCUGACGAUUUUCAUGCGAGUAUUUUUUAGAAGGUUCGCGACAAAAUUUCUCGUAGUGUGCAUUGACGUGUAUAUAGGAAUGAAUAAUUAAGCUUCUAACUAAUAUUUAAUGUCAUUUGCUAUGUAUGUGUGGGUGACCAUUAACUAUAAGGACAACUGUGUUUUGUCAUAUUGUUUUUUUUAUGUGCGGCGAGCCACAAGCGGAAAUGCCGCAUUUUGCUUGUUGUAAUAUUCGUGUGUACUUUGAUUGACUCCUACAUAUAUUAUAUUAUGCAAUGAUUAUACUGCUCUAAAGACGAGCAUGUGAGUUUGCAAUAUGAACAGAACCGCUUCGGCCUCCUCGCCACAAAGAUUGUU